GGGCUCACCUGACGGGGACGAUGCCGAGGUCUUCGGGCGCCGCCAGGCAGCGCCAAGCGCCGGCCAGGAACUCCCGGCACCAGAGGAAGGCGCGGAGGCGCGUGGGCCCGGGCACGGCCGGGGAGCCCCGGGGCGAGCUGGGCACGGCGAAGUCCCCUCCGGACCCGUUUCCCUCAGGCGACUCCAUCCCGCGGCCCGCUCGCCUGCGCUGGCCGGGGCCCGCCAAUCAGAGCGCCGCUCGCCUCAGCGCCUCGGCCAAUGGCGGACGCGCCGGGCCUUCGCCCCACCCACCGGGCCCCGGCCCGCCCAAUCGCCUCUCCGUCGCUUGGACGGCCCCUUUCCCUCUCAUUCGCCGCGCGUCCUCCUUGGCUCCGGCUUUGAUUGGCCUCUCGCGGCGUCAACGUCGACCGAGCUGGUGACGGAGAGGUGGGUGCGGCCUUGGUGAGGCCCCACCCCGUAAGCCCGCGGCCAAUCCGGAGCCGCCGCUCCAGACCCGCCUCUGCAGCGGGAGGCCAAUCACAGCGGUCAGGGAGAAGGGAAGCUUGGGCGCGGGAGACACGUGUUCGAGUGCUUGUGGGAACGCGCAGGCGGGUCGGGGUCGGGCUUGGGGACUCCGGCCAAGCUUUGGGACUGACGGUGGGUUCAGCUUCUGCAACCCCAGUGCUUGAGAUAUAGAGCAUGGGGUGAGGUGGGUGGGGGGCAGGGCCGGAUUCAGGUUGGAUGAGGCCCUCAGCUCCUGAAGGUAAUGGGGCCCUUGAUAUGUCCAGCUGUCCUUUGCCCACGUUGUUUUUUGUGUGGAAUAGAUGCUAUAUGGUCAUUGAUGGACCUAAUAGGUAUCUCAAGCCAUUUGCACAUCACAAAAUAUGUAUUUUAGCAAAGUAAUUGUUGAACUGAAAUACAGUUAAGAAGAAGUGAAUAAUGAAUAGUUAAAUAACUUAACAUGAUUUUUUAUUCAUAACAAACUUAAUAAUGCAUGCACAUGGGCAUUUGGCAAUAACAAAAGUUCCUUUGGAAACACAAUUGACAAAGACUCGUAAUCUAGUCUCUAGAAACUUGCUAUAACAUGAAAUAAUAAUUGCUGUAAAUAUAUAAUGCAAACUACUUUGUUGCUGUUGUUUAGUCGUGUCCGCCUCUUUGUGACCCCAUGGACCAGAGCACGCCAGGCACUCCUGUCUUCCACUGCCUCCCGCAGUUUGAUCAAACUCAUGCUGGUAGCUUUGAGAACACUGUCCAACCAUCUUGUCCUCCGUCGUCCCCUUCUCCUUGGGCCCUCCAUCUUUCCCAACAUCAGGGUCUUUUCCAGGGAGUCGAGUCUUCUCAUGAGGAGGCCAAAGUCUUGGAGCCUCAGCUUCAGGAUCUGUCCUUCCAGUGAGCACUCAUGGCUGAUUUCCUUCAGAAUGGAGAGGUUUGAUCUUCUUGUAGUCCAUGGGCCUCUCAAGAGUCUCCUCCAGCACCAGAAUUCAAAAGCAUCCAUUCUUUGGCGAGCAGCUGUCUUUAUGGUCCAGCUCUCACUUCCAUACAUCACUACUGGGAAAACCAUGCAAACUACUAAUUUUUAUAAAUAGCAGAAUGUAGGCACCCUCUAUAUAGAAAUGAGCAAACAAGGGAUAUUUUAGGGAGCAGGCUAUCAGGCGGGGUCGCAAAGGAAAGUCUUCCACAACAUAGUGCAUAGUUUGGACUCUGGAACUCCCUGCCACAGGAGCCAGUGACAACUACCAAUCCCAAUUGCUUUCAAAGAGGAUUAGACAAAUUCAUGGAGGAGGAGAGGGCUAUUCAGGGCCUAUGCUCUGAGGCAGCCAUGCUCCUGAGUCCUAGGUUCUGGAAGCUGCAGGAGGGGAGAGUUGCUCUUGCGCUCGGAUCCUGCUUCCAGUUUUCCCACAGGCAUCUGAUCAGCCACUGUGAGAGCCGGAGGCUGGACUAGAUGGCCCCCCUUUGGCCCAAUCCAGUAGCAUCUUUUUAGGUUCUUAAAUUUAGACAAACAGAAGCAGAGCAAUGCUGGUGAUGGGGUGUUAAAAUGUGUCUGGAAUGGGUCACGUUUAUCCAUAAAGUCCUACCUCACGUUUCUGUUCCUUGGGUGUCUGUUUUUAACUUCCUGAUGGCUUUAUGUUAUGGUUUUAUGGUUUUAUUGCUGUAAACCGCUUUGAUAUAUUUUUCUUUUAUAAUAUAGCAGUAUUCAAGUCUUUUUUUAUAUACAAAUUCUUCCCCCUGAGAUUCCUAAGGUUCGUAGCCAGAGGGGGAAUUUGCCAAACUGGGGCAACAGAGAAACUGACCAGCUCCCUGCAUACAAUGAGAGAAUUCUCUGCAAUGCUGGUUCCAUGGCAGACCUGUGGUUUGGGUAGUGAGGACACCUUGGUGUGCAAGGAUUUGCAAAGAGUUUUCCAGGACGUUGAAAACCCCUGCACUGGAUAAUCUUAUUUGCCUCUUUUGAACUUCGCUGUUUUCUUCCAGAUGCCAGCAAACGUGGAGAUCAAGGCGCGGGUUCGGGACCGGGCAGAGCUACUAAGGAACGCUGAGCGGCUGAGCGGAUCCCCAGGCUGUGUCAUUCUUCAGACAGACACUUUUUUUCCUGCCCCCAACGGGCGACUGAAACUUCGGGACUUCAGGGUGAGUGAGCAGAUGGGAGUCUUUCCGUGCUUAGAUGGAGGGUGUCUCUGAACUCUGAUAAUCUGCUUCUUUGUCUAGUCAGAGCAGUGGUUCUCAGAAUAAAAAUUCGCUUGCGCCACAUCAUUUUUUUAAAUUGAUAAGAAAUACGUGGGAAAACAAAAAGGAACAAUGCAGAACGCAACUUCUUUAGAAUAUAAUCAUGGGGCAUCCAGGUGUAUAAAACGAUGCAACUACAUAAGAACAUGAAUCAUUCCCAAAAUAUAAUUAUAAACGAGCCUCUUAUGUAUGUACCUUAAAUAUGCAUACAUACUCAAUGAGAGGUGUGAGUGAGAUUGAUUUUUUGCCGGAUAAUCUCAUUUAUAUUAGGUCUAAUUUGAGACAAACAAACUCUCUUCAUCUACACAAAGAAGAGUUUCUCUUUUCUAAUCUUUCAGAUUGGUCAGAGUUGAAAAUCCCUGUUCACAACAAUGUGACAUGGAGAACUGUAGAAGAAUGGCCAAUGCUCUUGAAUAUAUAUAUAUAUAUAUAUAUAUAUAUACACACACACACAGUGGUACCUCGGGUUACAUACGCUUCAGGUUACAUAUGCUUCAGGUUACAGACUCCGCUAACCCAGAAGUAUUACCUCGGGUUAAGAACUUUGCUUCAGGAUGAGAACAGAAAUCGUGCGGCGGCAGCAGGAGGCCCCAUUAGCUAAAGUAGUGCUUCAGGUUAAGAACAGUUUCAGCUUAAGAACGGAUCUCCGGAACAAAUUAAGUACUUAACCCAAGGUACCAUUGUGUAUAGAUAUAGAUAUAUAUAAAAUGAUACUGUGCUAUACUACAUCGAAAUAUUUGAAUGUUUCUUUGAUUAUCCUUGAAUCUCCCUGCCACACCCAUAUGGCAAACCACUCCCUUUGAGAACCACUGGGUCAGACGAUAGAGCAGGUUGUUUUGUGUGUACCUACUGCACAUCUCUUUUUAUUGCCCCACCCACUUUCGCCUCUGGCUCCACCCACCAUUGACUCGGGUUGCGCUGUGGGUUAAACCACAGAGCCUAGGACUUGCUAAUCAGAAGGUCGACGGUUUGAAUCCCCGCGACGGGGUGAGCUCCCGUUGCUCUGUCCCUGCUCCAGCCAGCCUAGCAGUUUGAAAGCACAAAGUGCAAGUAGAUAAAUAGGUUCUGCUCUGGCGGGAAGGUAAACGGCGUUUCCAUGCGCUGCUCUGGUUUGCCAAAAGCGGCUUAGUUCUGCUGGCCACAUGACCUGAGCUGCACGCCGGCUCCCUCGGCCAGUAAAGCGAGAUGAGCGCCACAACCCCAGAGUCAGACAUGACUGGACGUAAUGGUCAGGGGUCCCUUUACCUUUACUGCACACAGGUAAACAUCUCUUUUUUUAUUGCCCCACCCACUUUCGCCUCUGGCUCCACCCACCAUUGACACGUGGCCCUUGAGCUGAAGACGGGUCCCCAGCCCUGGCCUUGAACUUCCAACUGCUGCCCGUUUCCCCCUGCUUUAUUGGACUGACCUCACAAGCGAGCCGUCAGCCUCCAGGAGACCAAAGUUUAAACUCUGCAGGUGGGUGGAUAAAUUAUUAGACAGGAAAUCUGUCGUCAGUCCAAGGGUGAGGCCAUUCUGGAGUUCUCUUAGCUCAGAACUAGGCAGCGGUCGAAGUCAAGAGCCUGAUAACCAUCUCUAGUAGUACUUUAAAUCCCUUCUCAAGGAUCCUUUCAGUUUCCAGAGUGCUUUGUGGACUCGUAUGAUUUUUCUUCCGAAAGAUCUUGUGAGGGAGAGGCCAGGACCCAUUUUUACAGGUGGGGAGCUGAAAAAUCUCCAUUCCUUUUAGGUAGUGGUGAUUGAAAAGCCACAUUUGCAAGAGAAAAAAGGUUCUUUUUAUCAUAUGUAGUAAGGUUAAAGCUUACUGGGAAAUGAUGCAUAAUGAAUUGAAAAGGAUGCUUAAAAUAACCUUUGUAAAAAAACCCAGAAGCUUUUCUUUCAGGAAUUAUAAGGACAGAACUACCUAAAAGGUAUAGAAAUUUAUUCAUGUAUGCGACAAUAGCAGCAAGACUGUCACUCGCCCAAAAGUGGAAAGAAGCAAAAGAAUGGAUACAAAAAUCUAGGGAAUACGCAGAAAUGGCGAAACUUACCGGAAGAAUAGGAAAUCAAGAUAACAAACUGUUUAUAAAAGAAUGGAAAUGGUUUGUUGAAUAUUUACAAACACACUGUAAACAGAUAAGAACAUAGGCAGGAUUAUUGCAAUAACCUGCAGUUUUAUAAGAAUAUAUAUUUAAAGUAGAAGAAUAAAUGAAUAAGUUAAUUUGGAAUAUGCAGAAAAUGUAAAAAAUAAAUUUAAGGAACUGCAGAAAGAGGGGGAAGGAAGAAAUGUUAAAAUGAUUGUAAAUUUAUUGAAGUGUAUAAAAUUGAAAAUUGCAAAUAUUUUUUUUUAAAUGAUAUUUAUUAAAGUUUCAAAGAAAAGAUUACAUAAAUAAAAAGGGAAAAAAAGAAAGAAAUAAGAAAGAAAGAAAAAUACAAAAUACAGAAAAAAGAUAAAAAACACUUAAAAAACACAUCAAUCUUUCCAUGCCUUACAUUUCAUUUCCUUGCUUCCCUGACCUCCUCACACCUCCCUUUUUUGUAUUCCAGUUCUAUUAAUUAAUUCAGCAAUUCCUUUCCCUCUUUGUUUUUGUCUUAAUCCUUUAACUUAAUAUAUUAUAACUUUAGAUUUUCACCUGUUAACAAUCCAUUUUUACAUACACCUUAAUAACAUUACUGCUAAAAUCACUUAACUUCAUUCUGACAUCAUUCUAACAUUCAUUAAUUUUGCAGUAUUUCUGUAGAUAGUCUUUAAAUUUCUUCCAAUCUUCUUCCACCAACUCUUCUCCCUGGUCUCGGAUUCUGCCAGUCAUUUCCGCCAGUUCCAUAUAGUCCAUCACCUUCAUCUGCCAUUCUCCGUAAUCGGGCUCCUUUGCAAAUUGGGGGGGUGCAAAAGGUGCCCGCCGAGUCCCACGGUCACAGGCUUCACCCGCCUGUGAUUUUUUCAAGGGUCCCAGCUCGCCGCAGCGGAGCAGACCCGAUUCCCGUAGAGCUGGUCCCUCCAGAUCAGAGGGAGUCCGCCAUUACCGAUGGCGCCACCCCGGAAGUCCUGAAAAUUGCAAACAAAAAGAAAAUAAGAGCUACAUUUGCAAAAAUGAGAUAAUAAUAAUUUUAUUAUUUAUACACCGCCCUGGAGGGAGGGAAUCCAUUUGUGGCAUGUUGCAUUUCUUCUCAGACUGAAUUCUGGGAAAUAGGACGGUGCAGGGGAAACAGGGGCAUACUUCACAUCCUGAUGAAUGAAAAUGGUCAUACCACGAACUUCCUUUCAUCUCGGGGGCAGCUGUUUCAUCUCCCAUGGGCUGACGCCAAAUCUUCUCUUCCCAGGACGGCCGUGGGCAGCUGGUCUUUUAUAACCGCCCUGACGCCGAAGGCCCCAAGCUCUCACAUUAUGCCAUCUCACCCACGGAUGAUCCCACCGGGCUUACGGUAAUUCCUUGGGGGGGGGGGAGCUGUUUCUCGCUGUGCUUUCUAAAGGCUCCUGGAUGCUGCCCAGAAGCCCACCUGGAUGGGGGAAUCCCUAAUAAUAAUAAUAAUUUAUACCCCGCCAACUUACUUCCGGGUUUUCGGCGUUUGAGAACCAAGGUACCGCAGUAAUGCAUUUGUUUUAGUGUUUGAAUUGUAAACUGCUUUGGGUGCCUUAGCAGAAAGGCGGGAUGUGAACCCAGCGAAUAAUAUUGCUGCCGCUGACCUCCUCUGACUGGCAGCUGCUGUCCAAGGCCUGAGAUGCAGAGGAGGAGAGCCCUUUCCCAGCUCUCCUCCCUUGAGAGCCUUUCAAUCAGGGUCCGAACUCAGGACCUUUCGUGUGGCAUGCGCAGGCUGGUUGGUAGACCUGGUGGAGAACCUGAUAUGUGCAUGUGUGAAUGCUGCCCUCCCUCUGCCUGACCCCCACUCGCUCUUCCCCUUGCAGGCUGUGCUGUCCCAGGCCCUUGGGGUGCAGGGGACAGUGAAGAAGGAGCGGCGCCUCUACCUGGUGGGCCAGACCCGUGUCCAUGUGGAUCGUGUGGAAGGGCUGGGCGACUUCAUGGAGCUGGAGGUGAGGGUAGCUGGGGGUGCUAGGUCAGCCGGCGGACGUGAAAUCUGGCCCUGGAGGGAGGCAUUGCUCAGACAAGAGGCUUGGGAGUUGAGACCGAAGGCAGGAUUUGGCCUGGAGAAAGGAGCAAAGUGGAAUAAAGGCCCAGUGCGAUCUGGUUGCACCAGGGGAGAGGAAUCUGGUCAAGGUAGCAGAUCCGAGGGGAGGUGGAAGAAAUCUAGGCAGGUCAGGGGGACUGGACAGAAGUGCAGGCAGAGUUCUUCCAGCUUCUUUUGGCAAGGGAUGCGAGGAAACCAGAAGACAAGAAACCAAAUCAAACCGUCUUGCUAAAUUGGGUUCUAGUUAUGGAGUUGGGCAGAGAGUCCUCUAUAUUAUCUAUACAGGUGAGGGGGCAGCAUAGGGGUGCUUUUGUUUAAUCGCUGCAGCUCCCUGCCUAGACCUGAUGAGGCCCCAUCCAGAACCACCCUACCAGGACUGCAGCAGACUCUGCUUUGAAGAUGGAGGCUGGGAGCUGGGGGCACUGUUAUGCAGUGGUUCCCCUCCUUCCUCCUGGGCCAUGUCCAGAAAGUGGUGUUGGGGGAUGAGUGUUCAGACCCCUGGGCUCUCACUUGUGGGGUCCCUCAGGGUUCUGUCCUCUCCCCCAUGCUUUUCAACAUCUACAUACAGCCCCUGGGAGAGAUCAUCAGGGGGUUUGGGCUGGGUGUUCAUCAGCAGGCGGAUGAUACCCAGCUCUACCUCUUUUUUAAAUCAGAACCAGUGAAGGCAGUGAAGGUCCUGUGUGAGUGUCUGGAGGCGGUUGGAGGAUGGAUGGCGGCUAACAGAUUGAGGUUGAAUCCUGACAAGACAGAAGUACUGUUUUUGGGGGACAGGAGGUGGGCAGGUGUGGAGGACUCCCUGGUCCUGAGUGGCGUAACUGUGCCCCCGAAGGACCAGGUGCGCAGCCUGGGAGUCAUUAUGGACUCCCAGGUGUCCAUGGAGGCGCAAGUCAGUUCUGUGCCCAGGGCAGCUGUCUGCCAGCUCCAUCUGGUAAGCAGGCUGAGACCCUACCUGUCCGCAGACAGCUCUACAUGGGGCUACCUUUGAAGGUGAUCCAGAAACUGCAACUAAUCCAGAAUACAGCAGCUAGACUGGUGACUGGGAGCGGCCACCGAGACCAUAUAACACUGGUCUUGAAAGACCUACAUUGGCUCCCAGUACGUUUCCAAGCACAAUUCAAAGUGUUGGUGCUGACCUUGAAAGCCCUAAACGGCCUUGGUCCGGUAUACCUGAAGGAGUGUCUCCACCACCAUCGUUCUGCCCGGACACUGAGGUCCAGCUCCAAGGGCCUUCUGGCGGUUCCCUCACUGCGAGAAGCCAAGUUAUAGGGAACCAGGCAGAGGGCCUUCUCGGUAGUGGCGCCCGCCCUGUGGAACGCCCUCCCAUCGGAUGUCAAAGAGAAAAACAACUACCAGACUUUUAGAAGACAUCUGAAGGCAGCCCUGUUUAGGGAAGCUUUUAAUGUUUGAUGUAUUACAGUAUUUUAAUAUUUUUCUAGAAGCUGCCCAGAGUGGCUGGGGAAGCCCAGCCAGAUGGGCGUGGUAUAAAUAAUAUAAUAUUAUUAUUAUUAUUAUUGACAUGCACACUCAGAAUUGGCUUCAGUCUAGGUUUUCCACCUCACUGGUAGACCAGCCCACUCGCCUUGCCCAAGGGGAUCUCCCCCUAGAGCAGGAAACACAGAAGACGUUCCAACAACACGUUACGUGGAAUCGCCUUCCCGGCCACCAACUUGGAUGACUUUCAAAGAGGGUUAGAGAAACUCAUGGAGGGGGAGAGGGAUAGCGAUGUCCACAAGCCAGGAUAGCUAGACUCUGCCUCCAUGGUUGGAGGCAGUAAAUGCUUCUGAAUCCCAGUUGCUUGAAACCUCAGGAGGGGAGAGCUGCUCUUUUGCUCAAAUUAUGCUUGUGGGUUUGCCUUUGGGGUAUCUGGUUGGCCAACGUGAGAGCAGGAUGGUGGACUGGAAGGGCCCUCGGCCUUGCCCAGCCAGCUCUUCUUAGGUUCUGUUCCAUCCCCGUAGGUGGUUCUUCAGGAGCAACAGAGCCCCCAGGAUGGCGAAGAGGUGGCCCGGCAGCUGAUGAAGGAGCUGGGCGUUUGCCAGGAGGACCUUCUGGCAGGGGCCUACCUGGACCUCCUGCUGGCGGGAGGAGAGCCUCGCCCCUGACGCUGGACCUUCCUGGCCCAUUGGAAGGUCCUCUUUCGGGAUAGUGUUUCCUUAUCUGCUAGAUAAACAAAUCAAAACACAACAGGUGUAAGAAGGGAUGGAAACUGAGCUGGGCUCAGCAGAGAAGGUGGCUUCUUUUCCCAUCUGCAGUUCAUCUCACCUCCGUAGUCCAGACUUGGUCUUAAAUAAAGUCAAAAAUCUAUUCCCCCCCCCUCAAAGAUCUUUACUGAAACUUAACAUAUAUACCGUAUUUUUUGCACCAUAACACUCACUUUUUUCCUCCUAGAAAGUAAGGGGAAAUGUCUGUGCGUGUUAUGGAGGAAAUGCCUACGGGUGGCAUGCCUACAGAUUUUCCUCCUCUAAAAACUAUGUGCGUGUUAUGGUCGGGUUCGUGUUAUAGAGCGAAAAAUACGGUACAUAAUAACCAAAAUUCCCAAUGAUUCCCUCACAUAAAAUAUAAUAUCCAAAUUACAACAGCUGCAUAAUUAUACACUUAAUUAUAAAACCCACCACCCACCCUCCACUUCCCCUCCACAGCAAUUCGACUUAUUUAUAUUUCUUUCUACCUUUUCCCCUUGCAUUCUAUAAUAAAUUAUUUUUGUUAAAUUCUGAUUUUUCCUUCUUUCUUUAUUGGUUUUGUUAUUGCUUACAUUUUUUAGUCUAAGCCUAUUAGCAUAGCAUUUUUAGAACAAUAUUUUGACAUAUAAUCUUCGAAAUACUUCCACUCCAUUCUUAACUUUUGAUUUGAUUGAUAUCUUAUAAUUGAAGUUAAUUUUGCCAAUUCGAUAUACUCACUUAAUUUACAGAAACCUACUGCAGCUUCAAAUGGACUGAAAAGCCCAGAGCUCAAAGCUGCGUUGCCUUUUGUGGCCAGAAUGUCCUUUGGAUUUAGCCUCCCUGCCCCACCCCAAAUAUACUGGCAGCUCAGGCAAUUCUCUUGGGCAGCAGCAGCAGCAGUGCUGGGGGCAUGAAAAGUGGCUUCACACAACCCUAGAGUCCUCUGUGCCAUUUCAAGGGCACCCAGAGUGCACCACCCGGGCCCCAGCAAAAUGCCUCUGCUGAAAUGUAUCUGAGAAUGUGGGUUCAUCACAAUAAACCUGUUUAUCACAAAGACGCUGCAAGGGUCUUUGUUGUUUUAUCUACAAAUGUGCCCCUCUGCAACCGCACUGACCCCUCUGGAUCCUGGGUGCUCUGUCUCACAGCCAUUACGUGCAACUGGUUGCCAGGCUCUGUGUGGUUUUGUUUCCAUGACCCUGUGGCUGGCUUAAUGUACAGAGCGGUGGCUGCAUAAGACAGGGGUAGGCAAACUAAGGCCCGGGGCCGGAUGCAGCCCAAUGGCCGCCUCAGUCCGGCCCGUGGACAGUCCGGGAAUCAGCGUGUUUUUACAUGAGUAAUAAUAAUAAUUAAUAAAUAAUAAUACAUUUUUUUAAUACCCUGCCUCAUUUUAAAAGUAGCCAAUAGAUCAAGACCAUAAGGGGAAGGAAACAUAAGGGUCAGACUGAGUCCAAACCAAAGGCCAGGCG
Messenger RNA from Podarcis lilfordi (Lilford's wall lizard), 10423 nucleotides. The record is from the annotation of a GenBank genome assembly. NCBI's taxonomy places the organism in Eukaryota, Metazoa, Chordata, Lepidosauria, Squamata, Lacertidae.